Messenger RNA from Euleptes europaea (tarantolino), 1194 nucleotides. Its product is annotated as zinc finger protein OZF-like. The transcript has 4 exons. The record is from RefSeq and is a predicted model, not a curated record. NCBI's taxonomy places the organism in Eukaryota, Metazoa, Chordata, Lepidosauria, Squamata, Sphaerodactylidae. Bases 1 to 1194 code for a protein of 397 amino acids. Gene Ontology annotation, biological process: regulation of transcription by RNA polymerase II. Gene Ontology annotation, molecular function: RNA polymerase II transcription regulatory region sequence-specific DNA binding; DNA-binding transcription factor activity, RNA polymerase II-specific. Gene Ontology annotation, cellular component: nucleus.
AUGACCUGGGGAAAUCCUCCUUCAGGGCCCCCGACGUCCUUUGUGGAGGUGGCUGUGUUCUUCACGGAGGAAGAAUGGGCUCUGCUGGAUCCGGCCCAAAGAGCUCUGUACUGGGAAGUCACGCAGGAGAAUUACGAGACUGCGGCCUCUCUGGGACUUUGGGUUCCCGGACCAUUCCUUGAUUCUCAGCACCAUCCAAGAGAAAUGUGUUUCUGCCAGAGCUCUGAAGAAUCGGGCAGGUGUGCUGAUGUCCCCUCGCCAGAGUGUGGUAAGAGAUUCUCUCAGAAUAGCCGCCUAACUGAUCAUCAAAUGGUUUACACAGGGGAGAAGCCACAUAAAUUCUUGGAGUGUGGGAAGCGCUUCAGUUGGAAGAACAGCCUUACUUUUCACCAGAAAAUUCACACAGGGGAGAAGCCAUAUAAAUGCUCAGAAUGUGGGAAGAGCUUCAGUCAGAAAUGCAAGCUUACUUCACAUCAACGUGUUCAUACUGGGGAGAAGCCAUAUGAGUGCUCGGAGUGUGGGAAGAGCUUCAGUCGGAAGGACAGCCUUACUUUGCACCAGAAAAUUCACACAGGGGAGAAGCCAUAUAAAUGCUUGGAGUGUGGGAAGAGCUUCAGUCAGAAAUGCAAGCUUACUUCACAUCAACGUGUUCAUACUGGGGAGAAGCCAUAUGAGUGCUCGGAAUGUGGGAAGCGCUUCAGUCAGAAAUGCAAGCUUACUUCACAUCAACGUGUUCAUACUGGGGAGAAGCCAUAUGAGUGCUCGGAAUGUGGGAAGCGCUUCAGUCAGAAAUGCAAGCUUACUUCACAUCAACGUGUUCAUACUGGGGAGAAGCCAUAUGAGUGCUCGGAGUGUGGGAAGAGCUUCAGUCGGAAGGACAGCCUUACUUUUCACCAGAAAAUUCACACAGGGGAGAUGCUAUAUAAAUGCUUGGAGUGUGGGAAGAGCUUCAGUCAGAAAUGCAAGCUUACUUCACAUCAUAGUGUUUAUACUGGGGAGAAGCCAUAUGAGUGCUCGGAAUGUGGGAAGCGCUUCAGGCAGAAAUGCAAUCUUACUUCACAUCAACGUGUUCAUACUGGGGAGAAGCCAUAUGAGUGCUCAGAGUGUGGGAAGAACUUCAGUCGGAAGCACAGCCUUACUAUUCACAAGAAAAAAAUAUCCAAACAAGGACUGGAUUUUCCUGUGUGCAUCUGA